UCCAUCACGUGGUCCUAUAAACCAUUGACUGAAUAUGGAUUUACCUCAGAAGUUGAUUUGGUUUAAUCUCAAUGUGCGUCUUCAGUGAACUUUUUCUCUUAGCUUGCUAGCUAACAUAGUCACAGGGAAACUCGCUGUUUGAGUAUAGGGUUUUGUUGCAAUUUGAUUUUAUCUAGAAUAUUAGCCAAUUGCUUGUAGGGUGUAUAAUUUCAUCACUAAAACAAACCUGCUCUCCACGUGGAUUGGACCACAUCAUUCCGAUUGGCCUUGUGAAUCGAUUGAGACGUGUGUGCUAAUUUGCAGGAGUGUAGCUGACUAACUCCAUUAGUUUCGAGGUUAUUUCUCCACCGACUGGCUGCGCUUCUUCUCUCUGUCUUUGGAACACAUAUCUCCAACUGAAAUGGCAUCGGAAUCAGACCUGAAGGUCGGUAAGAAACUGAAUGAGGGGAAGACUAAAGAGAUCUACGAGCUGCUGGACCAGCCGGGUCAUGUGCUGGUUCAGUCCAAGGACCAGAUCACCGCAGGAAACGCUGUGCGCAAGGACCAGAUGGAGGGAAAGGCUGCCAUCGCCAACAAGACCACCAGCUGCGUGUUCAAACUGCUGCAGGAUGCAGGGGUGAAGACGGCCUUUGUGGGGCGGCAUUCUGACACGGCGUUCCUGGCAGCUCACUGCGAGAUGAUCCCCAUCGAGUGGGUGUGUAGGAGGGUGGCCACUGGAUCCUUCCUGAAGAGGAACCCAGGGGUGAAGGAGGGGUACAGGUUCUCCCCCCUCAAGAUUGAGAUGUUCUUUAAGGAUGACGCCAACAACGACCCGCAGUGGUCGGAGGAGCAGCUCUUGGCAGCGCAGUUCUGCUUUGCUGGGCUUGAUAUCGGCCGCACUGAGCUGGACAUCAUGAGCCACAGCACGGUGGCCAUCUUUGAGAUCCUGGAGAGAGCAUGGGCGACGCAGAACUGCACCCUGGUGGACAUGAAGAUUGAGUUUGGGGUGAACGUGCUGACUAAGGAGGUGGUCCUGGCCGAUGUGAUCGAUAACGAUUCCUGGAGGCUGUGGCCGGCCGGGGAUCGCAGCCAGCAGAAGGACAAGCAGGUGUACAGGGACCUGAAGGAGGUGACGCCUGAGGCCAUGCAGAUGGUGAAGCGGAAUUUUGAAUGGGUCUCUGAGAGAGUGGAGAUGUUGCUGGUCCCCCAGGCUCAGGGCAGGGUUGUGGUUCUGAUGGGCUCCACGGCAGACCUGGCUCACAGUGAGAGGAUCAGCUCAGCCUGCUCAGCGUUUGGGAUUCCCUGCACCCUGAGGGUGUCCUCUGCUCACAAGGGCCCCGGAGAGACCCUGCGCAUCAAGGCUCAGUAUGAAGGUGAUGGUGUCCCCACUGUGUUUGUGGCGGUUGCCGGGCGGAGUAACGGGCUGGGGCCGGUGAUGUCAGGAAACACAGUGUACCCCGUCAUCAACUGCCCCCCUCUCACCCCCGACUGGGGCGCCCAGGAUGUGUGGUCCUCCCUGCGUAUGCCAAGCGGGUUGGGCUGCUCCACAGUUCUCUCUCCAGAGGCAGCUGCACUGGCGGCUGCCCAGGUGUUUGGGCUGAGUGAUCACCUGGUCUGGGCCCGGCUGCGCGCCACCAUGCUCAACACCUGGAUCUCCCUGAAGCUUGCCGAUCAGAAACUACAGGGCUGCAGAGUGUGACGGGGCCAAUCCCACUUUAAAGGGCCAGUUCACUUUACUUUUCAGAGAUAAUUUCAGUUUUACUAGCCCAACAGUUUUUCUGCGGGUUUGUGGUUUACAGCAGGAUGUUUUCCAUUAACUCCAAAGCAACUUAUGUAUCAAGAGGUUGUGCGUGUGUUUAUUACCCAAUUAUUAUUCAAAGCAUUUAUUUUGAUCGCAGUGCUGAAUGUCACUGGCACUGUGUAAAGGUAGAUUUUUGGUGUGUUUAUAUACCUUUCCAAACAUACAUUGCCUGUGGAAACAGUGCUGAUGUACAAGCAGCUUUGGAGUUACUUGAGGUGUGUUUCCUCAAACUCUCAAAGGCCCCCAUACAUGCUGUUAUAAUCCAGGUUGCCAAGAAAGGUGUCUACAAAUAUCAUUAGUUAUUUUGCUGAUGCCUGUAUCCAAAGCGACUAGUUAAUUAGACUAAGCAGGGAACAAUCCGCCCUGGAGCAAUUUGGGGUUGGGUUCCUGCUCAAGGGCCCAGCAGCUUUGCCCACCGAUUAAUAUUAAUAACUCCAGGAAGUGAACUAGCCCUUUAAACUCCAGGAGAUUAGGGAUCCCUUUAAAUAAAUUGUUGGCACUACAGUACAUUCCCUGAAUUAAAGCAUUUUUCACAUGCGA
Messenger RNA from Conger conger (European conger), 2320 nucleotides. It is a transcript of the gene paics, whose product is annotated as phosphoribosylaminoimidazole carboxylase, phosphoribosylaminoimidazole succinocarboxamide synthetase. The record is from RefSeq and is a predicted model, not a curated record. Gene Ontology annotation, biological process: 'de novo' IMP biosynthetic process. The transcript is spliced from 10 exons. The coding region runs from base 401 to 1678 and encodes 425 amino acids. Gene Ontology annotation, molecular function: phosphoribosylaminoimidazolesuccinocarboxamide synthase activity. NCBI's taxonomy places the organism in Eukaryota, Metazoa, Chordata, Actinopteri, Anguilliformes, Congridae.